CGCGCGGGGCCGCGGCCGCUCCUGGGCCGUCCGGGCGCGCUACGCGUGGUGUCGUGGCGUGCUCCUCCCACGGUGCGCCUGGCCGCCGAUGCCCAGGUUGCACGACCACGUCUGGAGCUGCCCAAGCUCCGGCGCUGCGAGGCCGUACAGCCUCCCGCGAGGCAUGAUUGCGGCAGCUCGCUGUCCGCAGGGCCCCGGAGCCACAGAGCCCUCGCCCCGGGUCCAGCGAGCGGGAACGGCAGGAUGCAGCGCGCGGCCUGGCAGCUGGCACCACGACCUGGUGCAGCGGAGCCUCGUGCUUUUCUCGUUCGGUGUGGUCCUGGCCCUGGUGCUCAACCUGCUGCAGAUCCAGCGGAAUGUCACGCUCUUCCCCGACGAGGUGAUCGCCACCAUCUUCUCCUCUGCCUGGUGGGUGCCCCCGUGCUGUGGCACGGCAGCCGCUGUUGUCGGCCUACUGUACCCCUGUAUUGACAGUCACCUUGGAGAACCUCACAAGUUCAAGAGAGAGUGGGCCAGCGUCAUGCGCUGUAUAGCGGUGUUCGUUGGCAUAAACCACGCCAGUGCCAAAUUGGAUUUUGCCAAUAAUGUCCAGCUGUCCUUGACAUUAGCAGCCCUGUCUUUGGGCCUGUGGUGGACGUUUGACCGCUCCCGAAGUGGCCUUGGGCUCGGGAUCACCAUCGCCUUCCUAGCUACGCUGAUCACUCAGCUUCUUGUGUAUAAUGGUGUCUACCAGUACACAUCCCCAGAUUUCCUCUAUAUUCGCUCCUGGCUCCCGUGUAUAUUUUUCUCAGGUGGCGUCACAGUGGGAAACAUAGGACGGCAGUUAGCUAUGGGUGUUCCGGAAAAGCCUCAUAGUGACUGAGCUUCAGGGCAUGGUUCAGAGUGGAAGCAGGAUGCGGAGACACUGGUCCUGGGUGUGAUGAAGACUCUUUUUCCUCAAUGUCCAUUUAGACUGGACUGAUGAUGACAGAUGACUCCUGAAGACGUGUUCACAUGGUCUAGACUAGCAAAUGGAGGCAAGACCACUCACCUAAGUCUUACCUUGCUCACCCACCCUCACGGCUGUCUGCACUGGAACAUUCCAUCCCAGGCUGUAUGUGAGAGUGGGGUGGGGGGCCAGUUUCCUGAGUAUUAGAUUUCAUUCAUCAUUCAAAGCAAGUUGCCAUAUUUCAAAGCCUUGAAUCAAAAUGAACUACCAAUCUGCAGUUUUGUGUCAGUGCCCAAAGGAGGGAGGCUGAUGGUGCUUAACAGACAUGAAGUAUGUGUAGUAAGAGUAUUUAUCCAGAGUUAAAAUAGGGUUGUGUAAAAGGGAGCGGAGAGAAGAGCAGCAGUGAGUUGGAGGAAGAUCAUGCUCCCAGGAGGUCCCAGUGCAGCCACAUCUCCAGGUCAUGCUCAGGCAGGCGCUCACAUGUGGGUCUCAACAGUGUGGGACUAUGCUUUUCACUGCCAGGGGUUUGUAGACAAUCUUGCUGAGAGCCAAGGGCAGCACAAAGUCAUGAUUCUGCACUGUGAUGCUGGACUUUUCUCCUCAAUUUAAAUGGAGUUUUGUCCGCAGUUGGGACAUCUAAGAGUGAGUAGCUGUCUGCGCUGUUUCAGUCGUAACGAGCCGAAAUUGUUUCUGUCACUCCAAAGUGGAGAGGACUUUUCCACAGCCCUAUGGACCUUGCAAUCUGUGAUUGCCUUGUAAAAGGUUGAGUGCGCACGUCACUGCAUUAAACACGCGGUGUCCUGUAUGCGUUGAAUGGCAUAGACCAUGUGGGACCUAAUUUGCAAGUAUUGGGUCUUCGACUUCAAGUGCAAUGUGUAUGAAAACCAAUCUGAGCCUUGUAUUCUCUUAAAUAUUUAUUUUUUUUUUUGGUUUUUUUUUUUGUUUUUUUUUUUUUUUUUUUUUUUUUUUUUUACCGCGUGAGCUGUUCCAGAGAAGGGUUCUCGGGUCAUUUCAGAGGUGCGUGGAGGCGAGCUCAGCAAUACUCGUGUCAGCGUGAUGCUCCCUCAGUCACACCCUCCACUGCGCCCCAGUCCUCAGACAUACUCCAGUUUUGUGAGUUUAGUCAUUUUUACUUACAAAUUUACCUUUUUUUUGUAUUCUACAAUGUAAGUGUUUUUGGUUUGUUUUAAAUUCUGUGGAACUGACUCGAUGACGCAGAAGUUGGUCCCCAGGCAGGACAGACACUUGGUGCCUGUGUGGACUUCCGGGUUUGGGUUCCUUCACAUGCUGAUGCUCAUUGGGGUUUUGCUUAGUUUGUUUUGAGGAAAGUGUAGGGAGUAAACUGGUUUUCUGAAACUACUUUGGUUAAGAGUAAAUGAGUUGUUCUGGACUUUGGAGCAAUCCUUAAAAUUUCCUGGAAAUAAAAACAAAUGGUUCUUCGAAGGCGUUCCUCAGCAAAUACUUCAGUGUCUUAGGAAAACCAGAAGCUACUUGAAGGAAAGCGAGUGAACUUGGUGAUGUACUUGAUUGUAUAUGAUUUUUUUCUCUUCAACUGGAAAUAAAUCUAUUAGAAAUAAUGUAGCCAAAAAAUGUGAAUCCGAAGGAUGUUUUUGCCAGUAGUUUAUAGCAGGUACACUGAACCAAAGUGGUCGAAUUUAUAAAACUGGUAAUUAGUCCAACCACACCCGCUGUCCCCGAUCCAAACACCCAGCGAGGUUUGCGUCCGUGCUCAGUUUGCAGCAUUGUGUUCUUUUGCAUUUUUUUUUUUUUUACUUUUAUUAAAGGUUCAAAACCA
Arvicola amphibius (Eurasian water vole) is the source of this 2723-nucleotide messenger RNA. RefSeq names its product insulin induced gene 1 (gene Insig1). Gene Ontology annotation, cellular component: SREBP-SCAP-Insig complex; endoplasmic reticulum. The record is from RefSeq and is a predicted model, not a curated record. Lineage: Eukaryota; Metazoa; Chordata; Mammalia; Rodentia; Cricetidae. Bases 89 to 862 code for a protein of 257 amino acids. The transcript is spliced from 5 exons. Gene Ontology annotation, biological process: cholesterol biosynthetic process; SREBP signaling pathway; SREBP-SCAP complex retention in endoplasmic reticulum.